GUGGUGAUUGGGGUUUUCGUUUGCGACCUCUGCCGCCUUCGUCCUUUGAUUGGUAAAGUUCAGUCGAUCUUGGGGGAGAAGAGCAGUGCGGUAGCACGGGAGGAACGUGCAGCGUGUUUCCGGGAGUCGUCGAUCGGUAGCAGGGGAGCGGGGUACUAAAACACGGCAAUGGAAGCCGAGUUUCGGGAAAUUGAUGAAUCCGGGAACUGGAACGCCAUUUACCAGGAAAUCAGACAACAAUCAAGUGAACUGCCCUGCAAGAUUGCCAGGCUUCCAGAGAACAGAAUCCGCAAUCGCUACAGAGAUGUCAGCCCAUGUAUUCGACCAUAGCCGGAUUCAUCUUCAGCUGGCCAGCAAUGACUACAUCAAUGCCAGUCUGAUCUCCAUGGAGGAAGCACAGAGAAGUUACAUUCUCACUCAGGGUCCUUUACCUAACACAUGUGGCCAUUUCUGGGAAAUGGUCUGGGAACAGAGGACUCGUGGGGUUGUCAUGUUGAACCGUGUUAUUGAAAAAGGCUCGGUGAAGUGUGCACAGUACUGGCCUCAGAGAGAGGAGCGCGAAGCCAUGUUUGAGGACACAAACUUCAAGCUGAUGCUGGUUUCAGAGGAUGUGAAGUCAUAUUACACAGUAAGGCAGCUGGAGCUGGAGAAUCUAACGACUCAGGAAACCAGGGAGAUUCUUCAUUUUCACUACACAACCUGGCCUGACUUCGGCGUGCCAGAGUCUCCGGCAUCCUUUUUGAACUUCUUGUUUAAGGUGCGUGAGUCGGGCUGCCUCAGUUCAGACCAGGGCCCUGUGAUAGUCCACUGCAGCGCCGGCAUCGGCCGCUCGGGAACCUUCUGCCUUGUAGACACCUGCCUCCUGCUGAUGUCUCUACGGAAAGACCCAUCAUCUGUCCGAAUCAAGGAUGUUCUGCUGGACAUGAGGCGGUACCGGAUGGGUCUGAUCCAAACGGCAGACCAGCUCCGAUUCUCCUACCUCGCCGUUAUUGAGGGAGCAAAGUACAUCAUGGGAGACACAUCUGUCCAGGAGUCAUGGAAGGAGUUAUCGAAUGAGGAACACCCUCCACCAGACUUCACUCCCCCACCUAGGCCGCAACCCCCAAAAGGUCCCCACAACGGCAUGGGUGACUCUGUAAAGUUAGAGCCCACAAUACGUUUUUUCCAUGAGCUGAUUCAGGAGAGCAAUGAUAUUCGCACACACAGUGCUCCUCCAGAGAUUCGCAGGCGGCCGGUAGCGGGUGAGCCUGGUACGUCGUCCUUGUCUAGCAAUCAGCCUGACGGUGCCAAUGCUCUCCAGCCAAGCGACAUAGUCACAGCAACAGAGGCUCCGCCCAGAGCCUCACGGUCGUCCCCAGAGAUGCCGCCUGUGCUGCCUGGUGGCAGUGUGGCAGGCGAGAGAAGCCGCCUGCUGGCUAGUGUGUGUGUGUGCACUGCACUCGUAUUAGGUGCUUAUGCCUGUUACCGUUUCUGUUUUCGCUGAUGUGUUGUCUCUGUCUCUGUCUGUCUGUCUCUCUCUCUCUCUCUCUCUCUCUCUCUCUCUCUCUCUCUCUCUCUCUCUCUCUCUCUCUCUCUCUCUCUCUCUCCCCUCCAUCAGGGGAUAGUAUUGGGGUGGGGGAAUAGGUUCUGCUGGCCAGCCAGCCCUCUCUACCUCAUUAGAGAAAGGGAGAGAUGCAGAGGGAGAGCCAUCUGCCAGUGAGAUCUGUCUCUUUAUUCAUAUUAUCUUUUGACUUGUUUUUUAGUAUCCCAGUUCUCUCCUUAGUUUGGGAAAGGAUGCAGAAAAGCAACCAAACUACUGUUAUCCCCCAUUUUACACACACACAAACAUAGUCUAUGUUCUCAAUAUCUCAGGGCGUCAGAUAUCAGGUGUCACCCAAAUAUGGCAUCCAGGUGUUACUUAUCCAAAUAAACCCUCUUAUUAUUGCUGCAAUAAGCAAGGGAAUGUUAGUGUGUUCACUGUGUGCAUGUGUGUGUAGUUGGGAGAUAUAUUGUAUGUGUGGUCUGUUUACCUUUCUUGAACCUUCCUAGAGCUUUCAUUUCUUUUGUCUUUUCCUGUUAUGCGUUAACAGUGCCUCUUAAUCUACAGCAGUGGGGGGUGUGUGUGAGUGAGACAGAGAAAGAGUGGUACUGAAGCCAGGAUCCAGCAGGUGCCUGCUCAUUCUCUGUAUGGAGAGAGGCUAGUUCUCCUACUCGGAAAGAAACUUGCCAGUCAUACAUGUACAUGUUCUCUUUUAGACUGCUUUGAUGCCAGGGCAUGUUUGUGAAUGAGCUGUUCUAUAAGCCAGGUGGGAGCUUGCUCCCUGCUAGGCUAAAGGGAAGUGUGUUUGUUUUUUUGUUUGUUUUUUGUUUUUUUUUUUCCUUAGAUGAAACAGAAUGUGUAUAUAUACUUAAGGAUGGUCAGUGACAUGUCCUGAUGCUCUGAUCUCACAUUCUGUUUUAGUGAGAGAAGACACAGUUAGCCAGGCUUCAGCUUUCUGGUGUUUGUAAUAGUAGCCCAGCAUUUCCUUGGCCAUUUCUUUCUCAUGUCGUUUUCAUUGUAAGGCCUGUUCAAUUAUUUCACUUGAGUGAGCUUUUGUGCUUUGAGGUGUGGUUGUGUGUGUGAUUGUGUGGGUGUGUGCAUGUGCGCUCUCGAUAGGGCCUGAACGGAGAGGUGGGAUAGCAAGCCAUGAGCAUGUUCUAGCCCGCCUCUUCCUGCCCACUUCCAAAGGUCACAUUUGCACUUAGUUUUUCAACAGCAAAAUGACAAUAUAAGAUGCAAUGAUGAGGCUCCAAUGGACGAGUCACGUCCACUCAGCCUGUUGCUUGUUUUUGCUUUGGCUCUUAUGAACUCUUGGAAUGUGCUUUUCUUUUUUAUUAAAGAUUUUCUGUCAUAGUAUUCUUUUCAACCUAUUUUGUUUGUCAUCGAGCUUGGAAGUAUCUGAUCAGCAUUUUCAGGGACAUUAUACUUGUUCUUAUGGUUUUAUAAAAGUAAUUGAAAGCUUUGCUUUUCUGGCUCAGAAUCUGUAGUGGAGGCAGGGGGUGGAGUUAGCGCUGCAUUAAACGUUACCACAAGGUUAUGAAUAUUUAACCUUCCCAGGCCGCAAUAACGCACAACAAUGCCAGGUCAGCCCCGACACACUGGCUCAAUUCCAAACCCUUUCCCGCUUUUUGCAGUCAUAGCAUACUGGAGGGAAUCGCAGCUUUCACGUCGACUCAGAAUCCAGCCACCAGGUGGCAGAGUUAAGUCUGGUUGCUUACUUCAGUGCAGUAUUUUCUGCUGUUAUGGUGCUAAAGGAAGGGUUGUAGUGGUUGGAUUUGGCCAUCAUUUCCUCCUCCACUUCUUCUGUUAGCAAUAUACAAGUACACUUGAAUGUUUGUGGUCCCUUAUAAAUGGGUUCAUGAGGUGCAAGAACAAGAAACAGGCAAUCCCUUUUUUUCAGCUUAAAGUUUAUAAUGGCAGCUGACACUUGUAUACUUAUGUUCCUUGGCCAAAAGCCAGUGUAGGAGGAAAGAUGCAUGAAUAAAAUGGUGGCGUGUUUUUAGUUAGUUUUUUUUAGCUAAGGUCUCUGAAGAUAUGGUUUUUGGUUCAGAUAGGCUUAAGUGAUUUUGUUCUGUGAGCAUGUCUGAUUAUUAUGGAGACAGUUUAGACUUUGUGUUCCUGUAUUAUGGCAAAUCACCUGCCUAUUGUCUUCCCUGAAGUGCAAGGGUUAGUUGUGUCACUAGUACAGAACACUUAUAGACUAUUGGCUAAUUUAAAGUAUAUCAGGGUGAUUUUUUUUUUAAUUAUUAUUUUUUUUUUAAUAUAUAUAUAUUUUUUAAAAUGAGUGCAAAUUCAUCGACUUAAGUUUGUACAUUUAAUUCUAAGCUCAUGUAAACCAUAAACCUGAUCAGUGAUCUCCCUUUUUUUUUUUUUUUCCCCUCCCAUGGGCUAUUUGACAAAGAAACUAGUGGAUAGAAAAUGCUGACUAACAUCCAUGAUUUAGGACCACAUAUUAUCAGCAUUCUUCAGAUCUUUCAGCCUCCCUGGACAGAGAGCAGUGGGGGUCAAUCAAAUAAAUAAACAAAGCACCAGCACAUGGAGAAAAAUGAGACUGGUCAUAGGAUUUAGCAGCCUUGCCAUAGGUUGGACUUUGUCAUCUACAUAUGAUUAUUACUGUUAUUAUUAGAGGUUGCUGAUGGUUGACUGCAAAUAUUUCCUCCAAGUCAAACAGAAAAAGCUCAACAGGUUGACAGAAUGUGUAUACAUCUUCAAAUUGACAAAUAGCUGACAAUGCUCUUAUGAUCAAAUUUGUUUUACUUUUUGCAAUGAUUCCAGUCAGUUUAUUAUUUUAGAGCAGUACCUGAACUUGUUUGGCCUGCAUUAAAGGAACUAUCUUUGCCUGAACAACUUCAAAAUGACAACUUGUGAUUGUACUUCGACAUGCUGGGUUGGGUUUGAUGAUAUUCUCUUAAUUUGCUUUUCUCACAGGUUAUGAUUGGAUUAAAGGUCUUACUGUUGGACUGACAGUGCGAGAAUCUAGUUUACACUAGUGAUUUAAAAGUGCCCAAUCCCUGUGGCCAGCUCAGCGGCUGGAAUCCUAGAAUGUAACGUCCUUCUUAUGGACAGCCCCACUCACUACUUGUUUUGUUCUUGGUAGAUUGCUUGUGUUUGUGGGGUUUUCUUUUUUCUGCACGGGCAGAACGCUACAAUUCUGAAAACCUCUCAGCCUUUAUGUGGAAGGUCUCCUUUGCCCCCUUCACUUUUUUUCUUUUUUUUUUUUUUUUCUUUUUUUGUUCAUUUAUUUUUUUAUGUUCAGUAUACAUUAUAUUACUCUUUUGUACAAAUAACUACUGCUUUGUUCUGGUUGAUCUGAUACUCAUUGGAGAUUUUUAUGUUCAGACUGAAAGCCAAACAAAUGCUGUGGUAAUAAAAUCAUGUCUUAGAA
Electrophorus electricus (electric eel) is the source of this 4904-nucleotide messenger RNA. Lineage: Eukaryota; Metazoa; Chordata; Actinopteri; Gymnotiformes; Gymnotidae. The record is from RefSeq and is a predicted model, not a curated record.